Molecule: messenger RNA, 1958 nt
Organism: Leptinotarsa decemlineata (Colorado potato beetle)
Lineage: Eukaryota; Metazoa; Arthropoda; Insecta; Coleoptera; Chrysomelidae
Product: Golgi to ER traffic protein 4 homolog
Biological process (GO): protein insertion into ER membrane
Cellular component (GO): cytosol; BAT3 complex
Molecular function (GO): protein binding
Source: RefSeq, a predicted model, not a curated record
GUUUUUUGUUCUGUCAUUGUCAUUCUUCUGACCAUAAUUUUGACGUAAAUAACAAGUAUGUCCGCUCAAGGAGUCCGCGGAAUUUCUAGGGUUUUAGAGAAGUUGGAGAAAUCUAUCGAGGAUGGACAUUUUUAUGAAGCCCAUCAAAUGUAUAGAACCUUAUACUUUAGAUAUAUGGGCCAAAGAAAAUUCAAAGAAUUGAAGGAUAUGCUCUACAGUGGUUCUAUAUUAUUUCUAGAACAUGACCAGCAAUUGAGUGGAUCUGAUUUGGGGCUACUGUUGAUUGAAGUUUUGGAAAAAUCGGAAGAUUUUGAUUGUGACUUGUGGUCUCCGAAAUUGACCAAGAUUUUUUGUAAAAUAAGUGUUUCUACGCCCGAGAGAGAAACUUUCUUAACACAUGCUAUUCGUUGGUCAUCUAAAGGAUCUUCAUAUGGUCACCCUCUUCUCCAUCAGAGGAUAGCACAAAUAUACUGGAAAGAGAAAAAUUACGCUCAGGCACGAUAUCAUUUCAUUCACUCACAAGAUGGGAAAAAUUGUGCUAAAUUGUUAAUAGAAUUCCAAAGCACUCAGGGCUUCAAAGGAGAGGCAGAUUUAUUCAUAGCUCAAGCAGUUUUGCAAUACUUGUGUUUGAAAAACAAACAUACAGCAAACCAGACGUUUACAAGUUAUACGGAACAACAUCCGAGAAUACAAAAAUCAGGCCCGCCAUAUUUGUUGCCACUUCUUAAUUUCAUUUGGUUUUUACUCCAAGCCAUAGAAAGCCAAAAAAUACAAACAUUUGCCGUUCUUUGUGAGCAGUAUGAGCCAUCAUUGAAAAGAGAUCCUUGCUACGUACAAUAUCUAGACAAAAUAGGACAAUUAUUUUUUGGUCUGAAACCUCCUGAACAGCAGAGUGGUGGUUUCUUAGGAAAUAUCCUAGAGAACUUCUUCAGUGGUUUAGAUGAUGAUAGCGACGACGAUACCCCUCAAGCAUCAACGUCAGCCUCUGUCAGUAAAAAUAAUUUGAUUGAAACUGCAGAUUUGGACUAAUAUCCAUUGAAACGCUCCAAGAAAUAUCGAGUGUGGCAGAAUAUUCAUAUAAUAGUGAAUCGUAUUUUGAAUAAUUGAAUACAAAGAUAUUGAUUUCUGUAACAUUUUUGAAAAACUGACUACGAGUAGUUCCGAAAAUUUCAUAUUUUAUUUUCAAUUAAAUUUCAUGCUUUGAAAGCAUGGAGAUUUAUUGUCAACAGCUUUUUUCCUGAUAUGUUGAUAUAGAAACUCAUAUUCCAAUAUCAUCACGGUGUGAUAACAGAAAUACUGUUGUUUUUUAAUAUCGAUCUUUUGCAUAAGAUAUGGGUCAAAUUAAAAGUGAAGUUUUUAUGAAUCCAGUAGUUUGUAAAAAUUGAAAAGCUGUACUGCUAAAAAACAGUGAAAAUAUAUUUCAUUUGUGUUUCAUCACUUUGAAAAAUUGGACAACUGAUAAUUUUAUUUUCUUUCUUCCUGUCAUAGUUUAGGGUUACAGAAAGUGGAAUCAAUGUAUAUGGUUUGAGAGGCUGUUACUAAACCAAGACAUUUUCAUUGUAUAAAGAAAUAUAAUUAAUAUCUUGAUUCUAGAGAGUAUCUUAUAAGGGGAGAACUAUAAACUAACCGUAUGUUUUUUUCAAGAUGUGAGAAAAUACUUGAUUAGAACAGCUCAAUGUUUUUUUUUUUCGAGAGAGCAUACUGAUACUGAAUCGAAAGAAGUCUGCGUCUGCUAGUCAUGUGAAAACGUAGGAAUGUAGUAAAAUGAAAAUUUUGAUUAUUCUUUCACACUCAAUAUGUAAUUAAUAUAGCUUAAUAAUUUGUUUAUGGAUUAACGUUGACAUUUUUUUUCUGUUGUGAUAAGAAGCCCCGUAAUUUGAGUACUUUAUUUAAUUUUUUGAAAUAAUUUAUAUAUUUUAGAAAAAUCUUAUAUAUAUUUGAAUAUACAUUGUAUGCAU